GGAGAUGGCUGAGGCAAGAUUACUUGACAUGUCGAGAGUUCCAUUCAUCCCAGGGAGGAUACACGCUACCAACAACCUGUACCAGAGAUACGGUCCAAAGGGUUUCAUGGAGAUCAAGAUCCUCGAAAACGACAACCUUUACGUCCGUGUCGACUUGCCCGGUGUUCCAGACGACGGGGUCCGCCACAGAGUCGACUCCGUGAGACAAAAGGUUGUCUUUUUCUCCGGUGAAGAAACUCUCGGCGGCGACGGCGAUAAGGUUGACGACGACGUUCGCGAGUACUCCGGGACAGCCGGUUUAGGGUGUGACUGCUGCGAGAUAACCGGGGUGGAUGCGAAGAUGAAAGAUGGAGUGUUGAGGAUGAUUGUGUCAAGGGUCAAAGUCAGAGACCAUGACAACAAGUGUACUCACUUUCUCCCUCCCAACACAGGUUCGAAGCCACUCAAAUAA
Molecule: messenger RNA, 451 nt
Organism: Brassica oleracea var. oleracea
Lineage: Eukaryota; Viridiplantae; Streptophyta; Magnoliopsida; Brassicales; Brassicaceae
Exons: 2
Coding region: 5-451 (148 amino acids)
Source: RefSeq, a predicted model, not a curated record